UGGAAUGCGAUUCAAUUCUUGAUGCAUCGACUCGCCCAUGAUAAAAGGAAGGAUAUGCUUUACUGUGUACGUGGUCAAGCUAAUGGCCGUACUAGAAAAGUAACCUCUGUAGUACUAGCCUGCGAACAGGCUCACGUUGGAGCACAAGCACGCGCGAAACCUGUGAUUUUGCGACUUUUCUGUUGUAACAAUUGGACGAAAACCUUUUCCCUCUUCAAGUUAAUAUUUUUUUGUUAAAAAAAGCAUCGUAACUUGUCACACAAAAGAAAGGGAGCUACCAAAAAUACAGGGCAGAGCCUGGCACUAGCAAAGGCACGCGGUUUAAGCUGGGUCCGAGCGUUGUUGUUUCGAGGAGAAGGCGCCAUUUUUGACUCGUUAGCUUAUCUUUGUGAUUCACUCACACAAGUCCAAGAACUGUUCCACGAUAAAUGCCAGGAUUGUAAUGAAAACGGUAAACAAUAAUGGAGUAAACGGUAAUGGAAGCAACGUAUAAGAAGCAUGGAGGGGGAAAGAAUCCUCAAGUCGCUUCUGAACGGUGAAACAGACGGCCUUUUCGAGGAUACUAAGAAUUAUCUUGCUCCUUUGCGAUCUCCGUUGAAGAACAAAAAUGGCUGUAAGGUGGGCUACAAAGUGACAGAGGAAACUGUUUCAAAAUACACUGUAUUUGUCACCAAGUUCCUAAGAUGUGCUAUUGAGACCUUGAAAAAGGUGAAGGCAAGAGGAAAUAGUCUUGAUGAGCUCACUAACUCCUUGAAUUUAGUGGGCACCUUGCUCAAUGACACAUUAUCUGUUCAGAAUGGAACUUACCUCAAGUUCAUACCAUCCCUGGACCAGCUUGGUAAAACACUUUAUCUGAUUGUUGUGCAGCUUAUAGCCAAGACACAGUUUGACAAGGCAUUGUGCCAUGCUAAUCACCUGCUUAAAUUCAUUCAACUCCUGAAAUCAUGGAAAAACUAUGACAGUAACAAAAUGGACAAGGAGCUGUCUUCACUUGCCAAGCGUAUGUCUGAUGCCCUGCUUCAAGGAGCAGGCAAGCUAGAAGAAGUGAAGGUAACUCCAGUGCAAAAAGCAGCUCACUUGUGUGCCAUUUUAGACUGGAGAAAGCUGUCAUUGCUUUUUCAAGCUGAAGCGAUUACAAAUUCUUCUCUGGAAUCCUUAGUGGAUAGAACUCUUAAAUGUGGAACAAAAUAUCAGAUUGAUUGUGGACAAAAGAAUGUCAAUUUUAAACUGUUAGCCAGUUUUUUUGAAUCUGUUUUUGAGAUACUUAUGGUCAAGACUGAACAGCUUGUUACAAAUGGAAGAGAUCCAAUGCUGGUUUUAGUUGAAUUGGGUUUUCAUUAUGGUAGGAUUUGCUGCAAAGCAGAAAGAUCAACCCAGGCCUUGAAUGUUUUUGAUAAGCUACUGGAAAUUGCAAGGAAAGUCAACCAUUCCAAAAAUGGCCAAUCAAAACUUCAUCAUAUACCUUCCCAAGUUUGCUGUUGUGUUUGUGUAGUGAACAAGGCUACCAUUUUCUUGAACUGCAAUACAAAUGCAAUGCCACAAACUGAAGACUCUUAUCAGCAGAUGUUGUUAGAGAGUAACAGACUAGUUUCUCAGGUACUGAAGUGCAAGACAUUAUCGUCUUCUGUGCUGAACCUACUCUCAGAUUCUAUGGAGUAUUUCAGAAUUACUUUGCAAAAUGCUUACAACAGUCAAACAGAACUCUCACGGAGAAUGUUCCAAGAUGCUGUGCAGUUGCUCAAGUUGUAUGCAGCAGUUCUCUCACUCCAUUGUGAACAAAUCAAGACAGCGCUGCACAAAGCCAAUGCCACUGAUGACAUAAUUGUACAGUUCAGGCAGCAGUUGCAGAAGACAACAGUGCGGCAACUGACUGUGCUGAAUUUUGUGAUUUCUUUGUAUCAAGAUCAGAUGAAAACUGAGAAGGUUACAGAAGAGUGCAGCAAGGAUUCAAGAAGUCGUAUAUUAAGAGACUGCAUUAUAGUGGCACAACAAGCAAGCACCCUCAUUCACAAUGCUCUUGAUGAUUCAGACAUUCCGUUGUCUGCAAAUGAGCUACGAUGGUUGGGCAGUAGUGUUUACAACUUAGGCUGUGUGGCUUAUCAGAGAGGCUGUUUUUCAGAGGGAGGGCCUCUGCUGGCUCUUGCUUGUGAAGAGCUGAAAAUCUGGAGCUUUGCUGCAGAGACUGAGCAAGGCAUUGUUGCAAGAAUCGAAGAGGUGAAACUGUUAACAAAGUAUACAUUGCUGAUCGACUGUCAGAGACGGGCCAGACAACUGAGUGAUGCACUGAAGACAGCUACCACUCAGGUCCUGAACACGCUGAGAACUUCCUGUGAUGCUGACAUUCUAAGUCAACAGAUCAAACAAUGGACUUCAGUCAAACAUGAACUGAUAAAGAACCUCCAGAGUGAAGAGAAAAUGCCUGAAAGAUCCAGAACUCUAUGCAGUGCCUUUGCAGAGCUAGAAGAUGCUAAAGAUGUUGUGGGUAACCAGUUGUGUUUGGUUCUUCAAGAGGAGCUUGCUUGCUACAAGGCAAAGAGUUAUGACACUGCAGUAGAGCAAGUUUCAGUCAUCAAGCAGUUAACAGAGCUGUUUAUUGUUCAAGAGGAUGAAUUUCAACAUGGCUCUGCCAUGUUGGAUCUCGCCAUAGCAUUGGAUAGCUUGGUAGACGUAGAUCUUGGAGAAGACAACCCUACUUUUCCUUUCAAGAGAGUUUGUGCACUUUACCUUGCGGGCGGCAUAUCUCAAGCAAUUGGCACCAAUGACAUGCUGGAUAGUGGACUGUCUGCCUUCAGUGAUGCAAUCCACUCAUUGUGUGACAUGCUGGACAUUUCACAUGCCUGCCUUCUGCUGUCUCGUGCAAGUAACUUGUUAGAUGCCUUUGAGCCAAGUAGUACCUCAAAGGCUCAAUUCUUGUUGGCCAAAAGUCAUUAUCUGUUGCUCACAGGAAAGUACUCAAAAGGAGAGGAUUGCCUCAAGGAAGUACUGCAGAGUGAAGUUGUUACUCACAAGAAUUACAUGUCACAUCUGUUGAAAGCUAGACUGAAAUGCAUUUGUGCAAAAUACUCAAUGCUCCCUGCUAAGCUCCACACAGUCACUGUUGCUGUAGAUCCUAUGCUUGGUUCACUGACUGCUUUGGAGUGUGCUCUUGAUGGGUAUCAUAAGUUGAGUCAAAUGGCUGAAGAGAUCUUUGGUAGUGGUAUAUUUUGCAGUGGCAAACAGAAACAGAAAGAAAACAAGACAGAGGGUCGAGUAAGCUCAGCAGGCUCCAGUCAAAACCUUAUCCACUUGUCACUCCUACAUGACUUGCUGUCUUCUCUGUUACAAGUUGGCCAACUCUAUGCUCAUCAAGGUGCUGUGAGGGAGGCCUUUAGACAGUUUGUGGAUGGCAUUGCUUUGGCAAGACAGUUUUCCCUUUCAUACAGAAUUGCAGAAUUUCUCACUAACAUUGCACGGUUGGAAGUGAUGCAAGGAAAGGUGGACAAGUGCCAACACCAGCUUGAUCAGCUGAAGGCAAUGUUGCAACCAGUUCUCAAGCAGCCUGGUAAAUUAAAGCCUUCUAGUACUGGAGUUCAAGAGCCACUGUUAACUGAACAUCCAGACACUUGUGAAUGUGUCAGUUGUCUUGAUCCUGCACUCCAUGUUAUAAUUGUCAACUACUUUGCAAAUUUGUCCAGCUACUUUGAAUCUGUCUCAAGUCCUGAACAAGCCAUCCAAGCUCUGGAGGUUGGGGAGUCUGUUUGCAGUCAUGCUGAAAACAUGAUGACAAGAACUCUUAGGAGACUUGACGUUGUUCUGUGUGGCGCUGAACCUAGCGACUGCAAUUCAAAGGCGACAAAAAAGAAGAGGGGAACAAAUUCUGCAAAAGGCAGAAAACAAAAAGAAGAUACAACUUUGACAAUCACCUCUACUUCACAAUUAAUGUUCAGUCAACAUUAUGCCACAUUAUACUGCAUGAAUGCAAACUUGUUGCUCCAGAAUGGAAAAGUUGAAAAAGCCAAUCUUGUCCUAUCAGGAGCAAUGGAAUAUCUUCGUAAUGCAGAGGAUACCUUUGGAAACAGAUUAAUUCACAUGCUUCAAAUCAAAGCUUCCUUACUUUACAUGCAUGGUGUAGUGACUCUGCUACAUAACAAGUGUUCCUCUGGUGAUGUUUUGGUGGAUAGUAACUGGUUUUCUAAGAGUGAGAUGAACAGCAUUUCCAAUGGAAACGCAGAGGAAGUGACAGAUUCCCUGCAUGUUGAUGCAGUUGAACAAGCCGAGCCUGGGAUGCCAAGAAGAGGUUCAAGUAGACGAUGUAGAACUUCUAAAAGUGUGGAGGAUAAUGGCAAGAAAAAACCCUCAAGAGCAAAGGGCAGGGGAAAGAGCAAAAAAGUAGAGGAAAUCCCCCUUGAAGAUAAGGAAUCUAAUGCAAACGUUCAACAAAAACCAAAGGGACAAAGCAAAAGGUCAAAGACAACCAAGGUGGCUACUUGUAACAAUGUGGACAAUCAAAUCCAAGAUCCUCAAUGGCUUGAUCAGGCCAUCCAGUAUUUCAAUGAAGCAUUUGAACUCUGUCAGGCAUGUCCUCCUCCAGCCCUGUUCUCCAGUAUCUGCCGAGGAUUGGCAUUCUGUCAUGGACGAUCAGCACCUGGACUUUCAAUGUACUACUUAAACAUGUCAACAUCAGUGACACUCAGACAUCAAGCUGUGACCAGAACAGGAAAGAGAAUAAGUGCAUGUUCCAGUCAAAAAUCUGUCUCACCUUUGAUUGACUACCCAUUGUCCAAUCNUCAAAUCCAAGAUCCUCAAUGGCUUGAUCAGGCCAUCCAGUAUUUCAAUGAAGCAUUUGAACUCUGUCAGGCAUGUCCUCCUCCAGCCCUGUUCUCCAGUAUCUGCCGAGGAUUGGCAUUCUGUCAUGGACGAUCAGCACCUGGACUUUCAAUUUACUACUUAAACAUGUCAACAUCAGUGACACUCAGACAUCAAGCUGUGACCAGAACAGGAAAGAGAAUAAGUUCUAUUUCCUUAUGUGUUUUUUUUCUUCUCCAGGAACUUCACAGAGACGUGACCCAACUUGCAGAAGAUCUGUCUUGCUUGUCUCUUGAUAGCACUUUAUCUGCUAGUCUACCAGCUGAAGCCCAGUUCAAAUUAGCACAACUGGUCAAGACUCGAAACAUCAUGAAGUUUAUCCUGCAUAUCAAUGGUAGUGGCCAGUCCUCAUCCCCAUUUUCUCCUGAAGAAAUUUCUCUUCUGCAGAACAUUCCAAAAGAAUGGACUGUGUGUACUUUGCAAACCUUCACACCACCAGGAAGUCAAGUGAGAGAACUGAUUAUUUGCAGAAUAAGAGCUGGGUUUGAUCCUGUGCUGGUCAAGAUCAAUACAACAUCAGGAGAGGAACAGAACAAAGAGAAUGCUUCAGAUGAGGUUGUCAUGGAUCUGACCAAGCUGUUUCAGUGCAGUGUGAUGGAGGAGUUCAGUGACAUUAUGAGUGACAGUGUUAGAAGCAUGGGCAUUAACAACACGUCAGAGUGGUGGGCACUGAGAACAAGCCUUGAUGUCAGAAUGAAGAGCCUUUUGGCAAAGCUUGAAUCUUCAUGGUUGGGGAGAUGGAAGGGAGUUCUUCUUGGACAGCCAGUCAACAAGGAUUACUGUGAUUCAACAGUGUCCAUAGCAAGGCAGUUGCAGGAGAAGAUUAUGCACUUGUGUGAAUGUAAAGCUGAUGAACAAUUACUUGAGGUGCUCGUGAGUUCCUCACCACAUCUGUCACAAAAACAGGCAACUGAAGCAUUUAUGGAAAUCACUGGCUUGGAUCCUACUGCAUCUUCAUUAAAUGAGCUUCUUGAUGAAUUUGAGGAACUGACUGGCAACUUGUUUCAAAAUAGCAACAAGAAGAGCAGUAAUAGCAGGAUUGAUGACAGCCCUGCAAAGGCUGUUUCACGACACCCUGUCAUUCUCAUCCUUGGCAAGGAUAUUCAGCACCUUCCUUGGGAAAGCAUACCUAUGUUGUUUGACCAACCUGUGACAAGAGUUCCAUCUUUACAAUUUCUCCUUUCAAAGGUAUCUUGCCAAAGUCAAUUCCCACAGGUGGAUCCUGUAAAAACAUUCUAUGCACUCAACCCGCAAAACAACCUUCCAAACACACAGAAGAUGUUUCAGAAAUGGUUCGAGAGUGAAAAUGGAUGGCAUGGUAUCACAGGCAAAGCACCAACACAACAGCAGUUCAGCAGUGCACUCACAGACCAUGAGCUGUUCAUAUAUUUUGGCCAUGGCACUGGCCGAGAGUUUCUCCAGGGAGACGACAUCCAGAGGCUGGAUUGCCGAGCUGUUACUCUGCUCAUGGGCUGCAGUUCUGGGAAAUUAACGGUCAGUCAACCUUUCCAACCCUGAAAAAUAAAUAAAUGCUACACUCUGUUCACCUCCAGCCCAGCCAUUGUCGCCAACCUGUGGGAUGUCACUGAUAAAGACAUUGACCGCUUCAGUGAGUCGCUUCUGAAACAGUGGCUUCAACCAAAUGCGCAACUGUCAUUGCCACAAGUGCUGAGUCAAUCCCGACAAGCAUGUAAACUCAAGUACCUUAUAGGAGCCUCACCUGUGCUUUACGGCCUUCCAGCUUACAUCAAAGAAUAGGAUACUGUAACUUGGAAUGUAAAUGGCCAAAUAUUUUAAGGUGACACUUUUAUAAUCAAUAUCAAAACAAUAUUUUGUCACAUAACAAAUACAGUCUAUAACUUUGAAAUUUUUGUAUUUAAAUGAUUUAUUGUUGCACUGAACCUUGUAUAAUUAAAACCAAAUGAAGAAAUGCUCAUUUUUGAAAUUUGAUUCUUCCGAUAAGCUGAAAGAUGGUUAAGGACGAGUGUGGGUAAUGGACAGGAGAGUAAUUGAUGUAGUUUUGUCCAGCAGAGGCAUUUCCUAUCUCGUUAAAAAUCAUAUAUGUCAAGUCAGUUAACUCUGAGUUCAUUUACUAAGAAGCCUUCAUUCUAUUUUCAAAUUAAUAGUAAGAAUUUUGAGGCAUUUUUUGUUGAUUAAUUUAAUGCUUAAUAUAAGGAAGCAUCAAAUUAGAAUCAAUAUGCUAUCAUAGCAACAUCAGUAUAAUAUUUAGCAAUACACAUUCACAGUGAUCUUAGCCCAUUUCACUGUUAACUUUUCUCUUUUGCAUUUACACAAUAUAAGCCACCUUAUAUUCUGCCGGAAAAUGCUGUUGGAUUACAUUGUAACACAAAUGAGGAAAGUUAAUCGUGAAAAGGGCUAUUUGCAAACCACCACUUAAUGUAUUCCAACAUGCUUUUUAUUCCUUGGCAUGACUGAUCAGCAGGGAGCAAAGGGAAUUUUGCACUUUGGUUAUUUUUCCCCACAGUUUAAGUUGUUUCUUGGUAUGAAUUUUGUAAAAAUUAGAGGCUUGUGUUGAAAACAAUGAGUUGUAUCUGACCUGUUGCUCUUGUUGCAAUUGUAUAUUAAACAAUAUUGUCAUGUUUUGAUAAUAAAUUAAUGAGGAAACAGACUUCAAAGCAGUUUUACUUAAUUGUUUAGACAAAAAAUAGUUCAUAUUGUAGUUAGUGGACAUGAUCUCCUUAAAGAGGUUUGUAAUUUCUCUUAUUUGCGUCAAUUCUCUUUGAGGAACAACUGGGAGAAACUCCUAAACGAUGCUACAAUACAUGUCUUUGGUUGAUUUGAAAACAAAUUUUUGUACUGUGGAGUGUUUUUUGUUGGAUUAGGGUUUGGGAGAGAACCGGUCGCAAAUCAAGCACAGAUUGUUGUAGGAAUUUUUGAUUACUGACAAUAAAAAAAACAAACAAACAAACAAAACAAAACCAACUGAAAAAGGAAUUACACUGGUUAAUCAGAACACAACUUUAGUAACGAUGGUGUUCCAAAUAUUGCAGUUUAUUAUAUUGAAUUCCUUUCUGGCUUUGCCCAUAUUACAGAUCAAACUGGUGUGUUAUAAACAUAAUCCCUCAAUACCUGUUCUAAACAUAAUAAAUAACUUGGAUUUGGAAUAUAUGGAACAACUAGCAUACCAAGGAGACAUUUAAAUGCAAGACUAGUUAUUUCUCCACUCUGAGAAAGUUUAAGAUUUGACAGUCCCCUCCCCCAAAAAGUAUUCCAUUCCCCACCCCAGAAAAGAAAAAUUCCAUUCUGCUAAUGUAAUUAAACAGAAUGUCUGUCCAUAGAGAGAUUAUGAAAGCAUAACAUUUGUCUCUCCUGUGGCAUCAGCCAUUUAGCAUUUGUAUGCAAAUGCAAGAAGUUUCAUGUUUGGUGCAAACAAGUUAAUUAUUUCGUUAUUUCAGACUAGUGAAUUUAUUAAUUAAUUAAAAACAAUGAUUUGCAGAAAAAUCAGCUGAAUCAAUAGCAAUCAGCGGUUUGCUGAAAAAUGCUCGGAUUCUCUAACUAAAUUCCCAGAUGGUUUAUUUUUGCUCAGGCAUUAAUUUUCAUGACCACACAAUUAACAGUCAGUAAUAAAUGCAGAGACACUAAAGCUGUCUUCAUGAAAUUCUUGGGACAAAAGGAAUUUCUCUUGAAAAACACUAACAACAAUUAGUAGAAUUCUACUUGAGCACUAAUGCAAAUGUUGCAAUCUGAUUGGCUGAGCUAUCAGCAUGUAUACACAACUG
Molecule: messenger RNA, 8585 nt
Organism: Orbicella faveolata
Lineage: Eukaryota; Metazoa; Cnidaria; Anthozoa; Scleractinia; Merulinidae
Biological process (GO): meiotic chromosome separation; proteolysis
Cellular component (GO): nucleus; cytoplasm; centrosome
Molecular function (GO): cysteine-type endopeptidase activity; protein binding
Source: RefSeq, a predicted model, not a curated record